Molecule: messenger RNA, 3435 nt
Organism: Hirsutella rhossiliensis
Lineage: Eukaryota; Fungi; Ascomycota; Sordariomycetes; Hypocreales; Ophiocordycipitaceae
Product: reverse transcriptase (RNA-dependent DNA polymerase) domain-containing protein
Exons: 11
Coding region: 1-3435 (1144 amino acids)
Biological process (GO): DNA integration
Molecular function (GO): nucleic acid binding; zinc ion binding
Source: RefSeq, a predicted model, not a curated record
AUGGUGCUCGCCCCAGAUCUGUUUCUCGACUACUUGAACCGUCGGUACGGGGACCCGAACGCAAAGGCACGAGCACUGGAUCGACUUCGAUCGUUGAAGCAGAAGCCUGAUGAGAGUUUCGCCAGUUUCUUCCCAAAGUUCGAGAAAGAGCUUGCCGAUAGUGGCGGUGGCGAGUGGGCCGACGUGGUGCAAAUCAAUUACUUGGAAGGAGCAAUUAAUAAUAGGCUCAAGUCGAGUCUCGUCAGUGCCAUAGCCUCAAUUUCCACCAACGACAACAAGGCCGCGAGCAGAGGUCAAGAAAGGAGUAUGGUCGUUUAUCCGAACCGCUCGAGUCCCGACAAAGCCCCGUCACCCGGAUCGCCAACCACGUCGUCCCCGUCCGAUGAUCAGAUGGAUUGGGAACCCGAGCGCAAAUGUUACGAGUGCGGGAAGCUUGGCCAUCUUGCGGCCAAGUGUCCCGGGAAGGAGCGGCGGCAGCAGAGAGUCAAGGAGCGCGCAAAGGCUGAGGCGGAAUGGGCAACUCAGAAGGACGAGAUGGACUGUGAAGGCCUCUACGUAAAUUUCGGUAUCAAUCGAGAGUAUUUCACCACGGCCUUCGUUGACUGUGGUUGCCUGUGUUAUGGGACCAUCAGUGAGCGCCUUGCCCGCAAGCUUCACCUGCCGCGUAUUCCGAUUAAACCUCGAGCGUUGGAGCAGGUCAACACAUUCUCACCCGAGGCCAUCUGUGCCGUGACCUACUUCGACUUCGAUAUCGACGGGUACCAGAAGAAAAGAGCUUUUUUCUACGUUGUGCGAGACCAGACCGAUCCUGUGAUUCUGGGCAAGAAGUGGUUGAACCAGGAGGAUGUCACCUUGCGAUUAUCGCAGAACCUCUUGCAUAUCGGGACGCACGACCAUUGGGUGAAAGGCCGAGACCCGAAGGAGGAGGAACGGUGCAACAUACGAGGACAGGCGGCGUUCGUGUUCGCCGGAAUGGUUCGCCGAGCAAGAAAGUUCAAGCAUCGAGACGAUGGAGUGCGGAUCUUCGCCGCAAGCCUGAAAGACAUUGAGAAGGCAUUGACUCCGAGGAAGAAGUCAGACCCGAGAGAGAAGCUGCCCCGUCACUACCACGAGUACCUAUCCGUCUUCGACCGCGACCAAGCGGACCAACUCCCACCGCGUCAACCGCCGUGGGGACCAUUGUACGGCAUGUCACGAGAAGAGCUCAUUGUUCUGCGAAAGACUCUCACUGAGCUACUCGACAAGGGUUUCAUUCGAGCAAGUAGUUCUCCAGCGUCAGCACCAGUUUUGUUCAAAGACCGAUAUCCCUUGCCGUUGAUCGAGGAAACUUUGCGGUCGCUGUCCAAGGCCAAGUGGCUCACCAAACUUGACGUUAUCGCAGCAUUUCACAAGAUUCGCGUCGAGGAGGAGACGAGUGGAAGACAGCAUUCAGAACACCGUUACAUAAACCACACGUUGCGAGAUUUCCUCGACGAGUUCUGUUCCGCUUACAUUGACGACAUCUUGAUCUACUCGAGCGGUUCGCUCGCAGAUCAUCGCAACAAAGUCAGGCAGGUCCUUGCUCGACUGCGAGAUGCAGGCCUGCAGAUUGAUAUCGACAAGUGUGACUUUGAGGCAAAGAGUGUCAAGUACCUGGGCUUCAUCGUCGAAGCGGGAAAGAAGGAUGCGGUGUUUGCGUGGUCGAAGGAGUGCGACAAGGCCUUCGAGGAGUUGAAGGCUCUUCUGACCAGUGCGCCGGUCCUUGCGCAAUGGGAUCCGGAUAGAGAGACGAUUGUGGAGACGGAUUCAUCCGGUUAUGUCACAGGAGGGGCGCUCUCGCAAAAGGGCGAUGACGGCAUCAUGCGGCCUGUGGCCUUCUUCUCAAAGAAAAACGCACCGGCGGAGUGCAACUACCCAAUCCACGAUAAAGAGCUGCUGGCGAUCAUUCGCUGCCUUGAGCAUUGGGACGCCGAAUUGAGGAGUGUGAAGUCCUUUACCGUUUUGACGGAUCAUCUCAACCUCCGUUACUUCACCAAGAAGCAGCAACUGAGUGAACGUCAGGCGCGAUGGGCUGAGACGCUAUCGCGGUACAGCUUCACCAUCAAGCAUCGACCGGGCAAAGAAGCCGUCGUACCGGACACGCUGUCUCGACGAGAACAGGACAUGCCGCACAGCGCCGAAGAUGAUCGGUUGCAAGGACGACGUGUUCAGCUGCUGCAACGUAACAAGGGUGGCCUGGUGACAAAAGUCAAGAGCGGUUAUGUCACCAAGGGCGACACGGAUCAACCCGAUGACGCAACAACUGACCAAGACGACUCAAUCGAAAACCCUUUCUCGGACCCGGAACUGCAGAAGUUAUGGGACGAAGGUGUCAAGAAGCACAAUCGUUAUUGGCUCAUCCGAAAGGCCGUACAGCAAGGCGAGAGGCGUCUGCCGUCGCAUUGGGGACUGCCCGUGAUGCUCUCGGAAUGCUCGAUUGACGAUGGACAGCGGCUCUGCUGGCGAGAGCGAAUUUGGACUGUCAAAAGUGUCGUUCUUGAGUCAUUGAAGGACAUCACGGCCGAGACGACGGCCAGAGCAUUGCUACGGAACGUGGUGCAACACCAUGGCGUGCCGCGCGCGAUCGUCACUGACCGUGGCACGCAAUUCACCAGUAGACUAUGGCAGAGGCUCUGCGAGCUGCUACGCGUGAAGCAAAGAUUGUCUACGGCGUGGCAUCCCGAGACUGACGGUGCAACAGAAAGGGCGAAUCAGGAAGUCGAGAGAUAUCUGAGGAUCUUUGCUGCUUAUGCUCAGGAUAACUGGGAAGAGCUGUUGCCAGCGGCCAUGAUGGCCAUCAACAAUCACAACUCGACGUCGACAGGCCUGAGCCCGUUCUUUAUCACGCAUGGGUAUCAUGUUGACCCGAUACAAGUCAAGGAGAAGUUACGGACGGACGGAAGGUCCCCAGUGACCAGGGCUGAAAGCAUUGUGCAACGAUUUCGAGAGGCAACGGAAUGGGCCCAGGCGGCAAUUGCGUCAGCGCAAGAGCAGCAAGAGAAGAACGCCAAUUCGCGAAGACAGCCGUCAGACCAGUUCAAGCCUGGAGACAAGGUAUGGCUGCGACUUCGCAACAUCCGAUCCAAUCGGCCAUCCAAGAAGCUCGAUUGGCUGUCGGCCAAGUACACCGUCCUGGAGACCAUUGGGUCACACGCGUGCAGGCUGGACACGCCUCCGGGAAUACACAACGUGUUCCACACGUCGGAUGACUACCGCCCACCGGCCAUUUUGACGGACGAUGGCGAGCUGUGGGAAGUGGAAGAGAUUCUGGACAGGAAGAAAGUCGGGAGAGAGUGGAAAGUGUUGGUGAAAUGGCACUGGCUAGGUAUGAAGAAGUUCAUGGGAAAGUUGGAUCGAAACCACCCCAAUCGAAACGAUCGAAACGGGGAGGAAGGAGGGGUUAUUGUAACGGGCUGA